AUGGGGAAUGCAUUGAAGAAGCUGCCGGGGUUUCAUAAUUGGAUCAUAGAGAAGGAAGAUCGAUCCUACGUUGAAGCUUUGGAAAACGAGAAGCAAACCAAAAUUUACAUUGUUGGGGGAUUGGUGGAUCGUAAUCGGUGGAAAGGGAUCACCAUGAAGAAAGCAGAGGAGCAGGGUAUCCAAACGGCCAAACUCCCCAUAGCCAACUACUUGAACAUGUCCUCUUCCCAACUAUUAUCUGUGCUAACUGUGAAUCAAGUGACUGAGAUACUGCUAAAGUAUAUGGAAACAAAGGAUUGGAAGGAGGCUUUCUUCCAAGUGAUUCCUCAAAGAAAAAGGGGAUGCCCGGCUGAUUCAGAUCAGCGAUCUAAACAAGCGAAUGAUGUUAGAAAAUGA
Molecule: messenger RNA, 396 nt
Organism: Malus domestica (apple)
Lineage: Eukaryota; Viridiplantae; Streptophyta; Magnoliopsida; Rosales; Rosaceae
Biological process (GO): tRNA N1-guanine methylation
Cellular component (GO): nucleus
Molecular function (GO): tRNA binding
Source: RefSeq, a predicted model, not a curated record